UGUGAAGUUUAGACUAAGCUCUCUCUGCCUUUAAUCAGAAAAGCCAAGACGUAGUUGGAGUCUAGCAAGGCAAAACACUUCAGGAGACUUCCUCACUUACUUGUAAAGAAGAUUCAUGGAACAGUGGCAUUCUUAAAAGAAGACCUUUUCACUUCUCUCUAUUUUCUUUUUUUUUUUUUUGAUAUAAUUGAUCUGUAGUAGAGUGAAAUAGCAGCAUACUGGGGACAAAUUUAUUCAAACAGGCAUGGGGACACUUUUUGCUCUCUAUUCCAGCAUGGGACUCUGGUCCAGGAUACCUCCAACAUCUGCCAGCUCUAUCAUGAUAUUGUUUCUUGUGAAACAGUAUUUUCACUCCCAGGCCAAAGGGUCUCUGCUGGAGAAAACCACUACUGGAUGGAACAAAUAUAAACAGGAAUGCUUGAAAAUGCUGCAGGAAUCAUCUGUGGAUGGUGGAGUACAUUGCAAUGGGACGUUUGAUCAGUUUGUUUGCUGGCCAUACUCACCCCCAGGAAACGUCUCUGUUCCUUGUCCUUCAUAUUUGCCAUGGCUGGAAAAUGGAAGUGUAGGACAUGUAUACAGAGUCUGCUUGGAUGAAGGGAUUUGGCAAACAAAGGAAAAUUCCACAGACAUUUGGCGGGAUAGUUCAGAAUGUUCCGAGAAAAAUCAUUUCCAAAAAAAUGAAGAAGAACAUAAACUACUUACCACACUACAGCUGUUAUACACUAUAGGGUAUUACUUUUCUCUCAUCUCACUGGUAUUGGCUCUGCUUAUACUUUCUUUACUCAGAAAACUUCACUGCACGAGAAACUACAUCCACAUGAAUUUAUUUGCAUCUUUUAUCCUGCGUGCCGCGGCAGUUCUUAUAAAGGACACUGUCUACUACAAGAUUUACUCAAAAAGACCAAAUGAUGAAACUGGAUGGAUAUUCUACCUCAGUCCAGAGAUUGUAAUCAUUUGCAGGACUGCCCAGUUUUUCAUGCAUUACUUUGUUGGGGCAAAUUACUUCUGGCUAUUGGUAGAAGGAAUUUAUCUGCACACAUUAUUGAUAACUGUGGUACUCUCUGAAAGACGACUGCUGCAGGCAUACAUUGUGAUAGGAUGGGUUGUUCCAAUCCUGUUUGUGGGCCCUUGGGGAAUAACCAGAUCCAAACUGGAGAACACUGGGUGCUGGGGGACAAAUGAACACAUGGGGAUCUGGUGGAUCAUCCGAGGUCCAAUGCUGUUUUCCAUCACAGUUAACUUUGGCAUCUUCUUAAAAAUCCUCAGAAUGCUGAUUUCCAAACUGAAAGCUCAGCAAAUGACCUUUCAUGACUACAAAUACAGACUGGCAAGAUCUACACUUGUGCUGAUUCCAUUGUUGGGGAUCCACGAGUUUGCAUUUACCUUCAUCACUGAUGAACAGGUGGAAGGACUUUCAAGACAUAUAAGACUUUUCAUUCAGCUGACAAUGAGCUCAUUUCAUGGCUUUUUGGUAGCAGUUCUCUAUUGCUUUGCUAAUGGAGAGGUGAAAGCAGAGCUCCAGAAGCAGUGGUCCCGUUUCCUGCUGGCAGAUCCCUUCGGCUGCAAACUCUGCUUUCUCGGGGAAAACAUCAAGUACCUCAGGAAAUGUUCACAGAAACGGAAAAAACAGCACCUCAGCAGCAAACACCGCUUCUGCCUGGAGGUGAGCAAGCCCUGGGACAUGCAGGUGCAGCGGGUGCUGAGGAGGCAGAGGACAGAGCCCAGCCCAGGACCCCCCCAGAUGAGCAUGUCCGACAGCAGCGAGGGAGAGGUCACCACCGGAGAGACAACCGAGGAAGUCUUUGAGGAAAGCGAAAUUUAGAGAGCUGGGGCAGCAUCUCCCAACAGCCAGGGCUCCGAAAGAUCUUUCACCUCCAGACUGUUCUGAGCUCUGGAAUGUGCAGUGCAAGGACGAAGCCGUUGAUAUCCCAGAUGUUCCAGGUUUCUUGAUCUGAGAAAAAUGUUUUCUGGAUGUUGCUAACCGGUGUGGCUGGGUAGAGGAGGUCAUCGGGAUGGAUCACUUCUGCUUUGAGCUGACAUUUCUGCUUUCGUGACCUACACCAGGCAGCAGGAUGGACUCUGGAAAUCAGGAGGCUCUGGAGACACUGCCCUUCGAGUCACACAGUGAGAAGCUGUUAUUUUCUCAUGGGAGUGGUUCAUAAAUAGAGAGACGUGUGUGGCAGACUCCUUUCUUCACAGACUGAAAUCAUACCCCAUCUCAAGAAAACCACCCCAAUUUUAGACCAAACCAGACCAAAUAUAUAUAUAUAUAUAUAUAUAUAAAACCCCAAAAAUAAACUUGGGAAGAAGCAAACUUUUGAUACAUUUUUGAGCAUCUUCACCUAAAGUUUAGUGCUGGAAAUAAAUGUCAUUAUGAGAUGAAAACCCAAAAUAUUUCCAUGGAAUGUGCCCAAAUGAAAUGUUCUGUUACAAUUUUUGUUACCUUAUUUUUUUUUUCUGUUCUUGCUUUUGACACAAGCCACUGUGACUUCUGGUUUGCCCUACGUGUGUCCUUAAUGACAAAGCAGCUCAGUGGUAAGUGAUGCCUCCACCUUCCUCCCAGGGGCCCCAAAGUGGAUAAAGACAUGGGAUUGUGACAGCACCAAAAGAAUAUUGUGAAAUCCUUCUUCCACCAUUUGACAAGAGCCACGGUGAAGUUUCAUUUCUCAAAUACAAACUCAUCCAGAGACCUAUGAAAUGCAAUUGAGUUUGUUAAUAUUCUAUGAUCCAGCUUAUAUAACUUACCAAUGCUUUUAGGAUUAUUUAUCAGGCUACAAAGGUUUAGCCUUUGGCAGUUAUGAUAUACUCUUUUGUUGCAAAGAACAGAUCAAUUCAUUGACUAGCACUAGUUCAAGAACAUACUUCUGGCACUUUAAAAAAGUAUUUAUUUUACAGUCCUAUAUGUGUUAACCUAUUUAAUCAAUACAAAGUUGUAUAUUUCAGUAAUAUAUUAAUAAACUGUAAA
Corvus hawaiiensis (hawaiian crow) is the source of this 2965-nucleotide messenger RNA. RefSeq names its product glucagon like peptide 2 receptor (gene GLP2R). Lineage: Eukaryota; Metazoa; Chordata; Aves; Passeriformes; Corvidae. Gene Ontology annotation, cellular component: plasma membrane. The transcript has 13 exons. Gene Ontology annotation, biological process: adenylate cyclase-modulating G protein-coupled receptor signaling pathway; cell surface receptor signaling pathway. Gene Ontology annotation, molecular function: glucagon receptor activity; peptide hormone binding. The record is from RefSeq and is a predicted model, not a curated record. The coding region runs from base 245 to 1822 and encodes 525 amino acids.